AUGGACCCAGAACGUCGCAAGGUUGUCGAGAAAUCAAUGAAGCGGAAACUCGAUGCAAGAUGUUCGCUAUUCAUCUUGAUUUAUAUCAUGAAUUACCUCGAUCGCAACAACAUGGCUGCUGCCAGAUUGAAGGGGCUGCAACAGGACUUGAAGCUCAGCGAUACACAAUAUGCCACAUGUUUGAGUAUCCUCUAUGUUGGAUAUAUUCUCAUGCAGGUUCCUUCGAACAUCAUCAUUAACCGCAUCACGAAACCGAGUUGGUACAUCGGCGCCGCCAUGCUUCUUUGGGGCCUGAUCUCAACACUUUCCGGAGUCGCCCAAGGCUUCGGUGGCAUGGUGGCCAUAAGAUUCUGCCUAGGAUUUGUGGAAGCUGCCUUCCUGCCCGGCGCCCUCCUCAUCUUGUCAAAGUGGUACACUCGCAGCGAGUUGACCAAGCGUAACGCUCUUCUCUUCUGUGGCAACCUCAUCUCGAACGCUUUCUCAGCUCUUGUUGGUGCUGGUGUUCUCUCGAACAUGCAAGGUACACUAGGUCACGCUGCUUGGCGUUGGCUGUUCUGGAUCGAAGGAGCUGUGACGAUGGGAGUCGCUAUUACUGCUGCUUUCGUACUGCCAGACUUGCCUCAUAACUCGAGUGGCUUCACCGAAGAAGAACUGCAAGUCGCUCAGCUCCGCAUGAUCGAAGAUGUUGGAGAGGCCGACGAGGAUAGCAAUGAAGAUGGCGUAUUCACUGGUCUCUUCAUGGCUCUCAGGGAUCCCAAGAUCUAUGUCUUGAUGUUCACCCUCACCGCCUAUGUCGUUGGCCUCAGUUUCAAUGCCUUCUUCCCCUCUCUCACAAAGACUCUGGGUUUCGGCUACGUUCCCACCCUGCUUAUGAGCGCUCCCCCAUGGGUAUUCGCCUGUAUUGUGUCUCUGAUCAACGCCUGGCACGCCGAUCGAACUCAGGAGAAAUUCUGGCACAUUGUGGGACCCAUCUGUAUGGGUCUCAUAGGAUUCAUCAUCAACAUGUCUACCCUGAACACCGCCGGCCGCUAUAUUGCCCUCUUCCUACAGGCAGGAUCCUAUGCAGGCUUCAUCGUCUUCUACUCGUGGAUCUCGUCCAGUUUCCCACGCCCACCUGCCAAGCGUGCCGUCGCAAUUGCUCUGGUCAACGCAUUCAGUCAGCUAGGAAACGUGGCCGGCUCAUACGUAUGGGACCUCACCGAGAAUGGGUACCGUAAGUCGUACGGUAUCGUGACAGCAAUGUUUGGGGUCACGGUUGUGGGCUGCAUUAUCAUGAAGAUGAUUCUCGUCAGCCUGAACAAGAAGCUCGAGGCAGGAGAGGCUGCUGCGUGGGCCACCAAACCUGAUGUCGCUGAGCACACUGCUGAGAAGGAGUUCUUGGACAGCCCUGACGAGGCUUUACGCAUGAGACAGGGAUUCAGAUAUUUGGUUUAA
Messenger RNA from Aureobasidium melanogenum CBS 110374, 1434 nucleotides. RefSeq names its product MFS general substrate transporter. The record is from RefSeq and is a predicted model, not a curated record. Gene Ontology annotation, biological process: transmembrane transport. Lineage: Eukaryota; Fungi; Ascomycota; Dothideomycetes; Dothideales; Saccotheciaceae. Bases 1 to 1434 code for a protein of 477 amino acids. Gene Ontology annotation, molecular function: transmembrane transporter activity. Gene Ontology annotation, cellular component: membrane. The transcript has 2 exons.